Messenger RNA from Vombatus ursinus (common wombat), 2283 nucleotides. It is a transcript of the gene GRAMD4, whose product is annotated as GRAM domain containing 4. Lineage: Eukaryota; Metazoa; Chordata; Mammalia; Diprotodontia; Vombatidae. The coding region runs from base 233 to 2032 and encodes 599 amino acids. The record is from RefSeq and is a predicted model, not a curated record. Gene Ontology annotation, biological process: apoptotic process; negative regulation of toll-like receptor 9 signaling pathway. The transcript is spliced from 19 exons.
GGCUCUGGGAUGGGCCUGCCGAGAGCACCUUUGCUGUUGGAGGUCAGGGCCCUGGCAGGCUGUGCCCACCCCGCGGCCCGGUCCAAGCAGCUAUUACUCAAUCAGCUUGUGGUGACUGGCCCCCAAAUAUGGCUCUUUCCAGCCAGUUUGCCUCAGUUUAAUGUUUAAAAGACUGGGCUGUCACUGGGAGACCGGGAGCUAAAGACCACUGAGGCUGACGUGGACAGAGAGGAUGUGGGACUCCGACCGUCAUGUUAAGGUGAAGUCUCGAAGUUAUGUGCUGAACAUGCUCAGAAGAUUCGACAAAAUCAGGUUCAGAGGUCACAAGAGAGAUGAGUUCCUCGACUUAGCCGAGUCUCCCAACGCCUCCGACACAGAGUGUGGAGAUGAGCUCCCCGUGAAGGUCCCUCGGACGGCGGCCCGAGACGGCGAGGAGUUACGAGACCCUGCUGGGCCGGGCACUCUCAUCAUGGCUGCUGGAGUCCAGGAUUAUAACCGAACAGAAUUCGAUCGACUAAAUGAAAUCAAAGGGCACCUGGAAAUCGCCUUAUUGGAAAAACAUUUUUUACAAGAGGAACUCCGGAAGCUGAGAGAGGAGACCAACGCCGAGAUGCUGAAGCAGGAGCUGGAGAAGGAGCGGCAGCGGCGACUCGACCUGGAGCAGAGAUUCCAGGAGAUCCUGAAAACCAGGGCCGAGGAGGCACCCCCCCAGCAGCCCCCCAAGGGACCGGUGACGACACAGGCCAACCACGGCUCAGAUAAACGCAGCCAGAUGAUGCGCUCUCGGGUGCAGAAGUGGUUCUACGACAGGUUUGGGGAAUACGUGGAAGAUUUCCGCUUUCAGCCUGAAGAAAGCACGGUGGAAACCGAGGAGCCGCUGAGCGCCAGAAGGUUAACUGAAAACAUGAGGAGGCUGAAACGCGGAGCCAAGCCCGUCACAAGCUUUGUGAGGAAUCUCUCUGCCUUGUCUGACUGGCAUUCUGUCUACACCUCUGCUAUUGCCUUCAUUGUCUACAUGAAUGCCGUGUGGCACGGCUGGGCCAUCCCCAUGUUCUUGUUUUUAGCCAUCCUGAGGCUGUCACUCAAUUACCUCAUUGCCAGGGGCUGGCGGAUCCAGUGGAGCAUCGUGCCUGAAGUUUCCGAGGUGGCGGAGCCUCCCAAGGAAGACUUGACGGUGUCAGAGAAGUUUCAGCUCGUGCUGGACGUGGCCCAGAAGGCCCAGAAUCUGUUUGGGAAGAUGGCCGACAUCUUGGAGAAGAUUAAGAACUUGUUCAUGUGGGUCCAGCCAGAAAUCACCCAGAAGCUCUACAUCGCGCUGUGGGCAGCGUUCCUCGCCUCCUGCUUCUUCCCCUACAGGAUCGUGGGGCUCAUGAUGGGCCUCUACGCGGGUAUCAAGUUUUUCCUCAUCGACUUCAUCUUCAAACGCUGCCCCCGUCUCCGAGCCAAGUACGACACCCCCUACAUCAUCUGGACCAACCUGCCCACGGACCCCCAGCUGAAGGAGCGCUCGGCCGCCACCGUGACCAGGAGGCUCCAGACCACGUCCUCCAGGAGCUACGUGGGCGCCAGCGCUCCAGCAGGCGUGAGCAGAGACGAAGACACCGGGCGCUUUCACGGGACCAAAAAGGGAAAUUUCCAUGAAAUCUUUAACUUGACGGAAAAUGAGCGGCCCCUGGCGGUGUGUGAAAACGGCUGGCGAUGUUGCCUGAUCAACAGGGACCGCAAGAUGCCGACAGACUACAUCCGCAACGGAGUGCUGUACGUGACGGAGAAUUAUUUGUGCUUCGAGAGCUCCAAGUCCGGCUCCUCCAAGAGGAACAAGGUCAUUAAGCUCAUGGACAUCACGGACAUUCAGAAGUACAAAGUCCUCUCUGUCCUCCCCGGAUCGGGCAUGGGGAUCGCAGUAUCGACACCAUCCACCCAGAAGCCCCUGGUGUUUGGUGCCAUGGUCCACAGGGAUGAAGCCUUCGAGACCAUCUUCAGCCAGUACACGAAGAUCACGUCAGCAGCAGCGUCCAGCGGCGACAGCUAGUAGUGACCCCGGCCGCCAGGACCUUCUUUGCUUUCUAAGGACUCUGGCAGUGAAAACCAUGGGUCAUCUCAUGAUCUCCUUUGCAAUAAUGCUCCUGGUCCUGUGGGUUCCCUUCCAUGUCCCGAUCCUCUUUCCCCUAGGUCUCCAUGUUUGUCUACGACGUCUCCAUAAGAGGCAGUGAGGGCAUUGGCCACACCCUUAGACAUUGAACGCUCUUCAAGGUUACUCAUGGGAUGUGAAUGGGGCAGGGG